Messenger RNA from Musca vetustissima, 537 nucleotides. RefSeq lists its product as uncharacterized. Bases 1 to 537 code for a protein of 178 amino acids. The transcript has a single exon. NCBI's taxonomy places the organism in Eukaryota, Metazoa, Arthropoda, Insecta, Diptera, Muscidae. The record is from RefSeq and is a predicted model, not a curated record.
AUGAAAUUUCUAAGCAUAAUUUGUUUUGCCAUAGUAUUGGUUUUUGUGGCGGCAGAAGAUCCAGCACCAGCAACAGCACCAACUGCCACUGGUCCUGCUGAUCCACCACCUGCAACUGGAACAACUCCAACUGAUCCAUCUCCAGCUAAUCCAACCCCCGAGGGAUCAUCUCCAACACCAGCAAAUCCAACUCCUUCUCCUACUCCCGCCCCAAAUGGUGACAGUCCCAGUACCGUAGCACCUGCUCCCAACAAGAAACCCACAGCCACCACUAAGAAACCUGCAGCCACCACUAAGAAACCUGCAGCUAACAAGAAACCCACCAACAACAAUAAGAAACCUGGCAAUAAAAAACCCAAUAAGAAGCCAGCAAAGAAUAAUAAUAAAAAAGGAAACAAGAAACAAAAGAACAAGAAGCAGAAAAAUAAGAGACCUGCCAAAAAAGGAAAUAAGAAAGGCAAUAAGGGCAAAAAUAAGAAACAGAAUCAAAACAAGAAGAAGAAUAAUGCAAAGAAACAGGCUAACAAGCGUAAUUAA